AUGGAAGAUAUCACUAUUGACAUUGGAAGACCUCUAAAUGCUCGAAAUCUGAAGAGCACGGGGAUCAUUGAUCAAGUCAGAGUUAAACCAACACUAGACACCUCCUGGGAAGCACUAAGGGAUCAGAGGAAGAUUCCCAACAAAAUCUAUCUGUUCUCCAAGAUUGACCCUCCAGAAGUGGUAGCUUACUAUCUAAAAGAUCUGGCAAAUCAAGGGGUGGACAUCUCUGAUUUCUCAGUGGACUGGAUAACUGAGCAUCCACCACACUUCAUGAAGAGGAUGCGAGAGCACUCUAAGAAGUCCAAGAAGGCAAAGAAAGCAAAGUUGGGAGAAUCUUCUGGGUCAAGACCUCCAGUCCCUCUGGCUGGCUCUCCAAGUAAGUCUAUACCUCUCUCCCGCUCUGUUAAAAUAAAACCUAUUGUUUCUUCUCUUCCCCAAACUACUCCAAUAUGCACCUCCUCUGAAACACCUCCCUCAACCACCAGAACCUCUAACCCACCCUCACUUAAAUUCAACCUUGCUACCACCACACUACCUGUUUCUGAAGCAGAAAUGCUGAAUGAAACUACCUCACCAUCAUUAUCAUCCUCAGUUCAAUCCCUACCAUACUAUCCAUCACAAACUGACCCUGAACCAGAAGUCACUUCCCUGCCCCCUGAACAUCCAAAUCCAACAACAUCUGAACAACCUCAAAUACCACCUCCUACACAACAACUAAAUCCACCUCCUGAACAACCAAUCAACUUUGAACCUCAACCAAUCCACUCACCAUUUGAACCUAAUCCAUAA
Messenger RNA from Lathyrus oleraceus (garden pea), 789 nucleotides. Its product is annotated as leucine-rich repeat extensin-like protein 2. NCBI's taxonomy places the organism in Eukaryota, Viridiplantae, Streptophyta, Magnoliopsida, Fabales, Fabaceae. The transcript has 2 exons. The record is from RefSeq and is a predicted model, not a curated record. Bases 1 to 789 code for a protein of 262 amino acids.